Acromyrmex echinatior (Panamanian leafcutter ant) is the source of this 1170-nucleotide messenger RNA. Its product is annotated as protein I'm not dead yet-like. NCBI's taxonomy places the organism in Eukaryota, Metazoa, Arthropoda, Insecta, Hymenoptera, Formicidae. The record is from RefSeq and is a predicted model, not a curated record.
AUGAGGGCAGAGGCUGAGGAAGAGACAAAGACGGCAGAGAUUGUCGCUUGGACCGAAGAGACUGUGGAUGGGGGAGAUGGAUCUGAAGGAGAACGAUUAGAUGACGGCUAUGGAGAAAGUAUGUUUGACUUUAACAGGUGUAUCGAUGUAACAUUCGAACGAUUAGCUCGACUCAUUGAUACAGUUGAUAUCAAGUAUACGCGAUUCUCCAACAUCACAUCUGAGAAUAUUAUACGUAGCGACAUCUUCAAUGGACAUCAGCUCGUCGAUUGUGAACUAUUAGCUUUAGUUAUACAAGAGAGAUACAAGAAUUUGGGUCCCUUAACUUUUCAUGAAUUUGGAGUUGCCACUUUAUUCUUCACAUGCGUAUUUCUUUGGAUAUUUCGCAAACCUGGUUUCGUCGUUGGAUGGUCAGAAGUGCUUACUGAUGUAGAUCUCAGAGAUUCAGUGCCCGUGAUAUUCGUCUCCAUCCUGAUGUUUUUCAUCCCAAAGGAUCCUAGCUUCAUAUAUAGUUAUAGUCAAAAUCCUGCUAAAAGACCAAAAAGAUCUUCAGAAGGUUUGAUUACGUGGAAGGUAAUCGAGACUAAAAUGCCAUGGAGUCUAAUGUUCCUAUUGGGUGGCGGUUUCGCAAUCUCAAGAGGAAGUGUAGCAUCAAGUAUGGCAAGACGAGUCGGUGAAGCUCUAGUACCACUCCGUCAUUUACCACCCAUUGUAAUACUUGCUGUUGUGUGCCUCUUCGAAGGUUUUGCAACAGAGUUUACCUCAAAUGUGGGAGUGGCGAAUAUCACUCUACCAGUGAUAGCGCAGAUGUGCGUGGCAAUGGAAAUACAUCCUAUGUACUUAAUGAUACCAGCCACCCUGAUGUGUUCAUUUUCAUUUCGCUUGCCGGUCGGCACACCACCGAACGCAAUUGUAACAAUCGCAGGACAUAUCCCUACAAAUUGGUUAAUUGCUGCAGGCUGUGCACCUUCAAUUUAUAGUUGGCUAGUAGAAAUCAUUUUCUUCCCUACAUGGGGUGUUUUCGUUUACGGAAUUAAAGAUUUUCCUGAUUGGGCCAAACAUCCAAUGGAAAAUAACACAGAUGUAUUUCGUUAAUUAAUUGAAAGCAAUAAUUUCAGUUAUGGAGCAGAUUAAAUCUUAGCUUUCUGUAUUUAGUUUCUUUUUACAAAA